ACUACACUAUGUGUGUAUCCACCGGCUGGCCACACUAAACGGGGUAAACAAAAGUUGUGUUUGUUUAUUGGCGAUUUGUUUUGAGUGGGCAAGAGCGCAAAAAGGCCGUUGGUAGGCCAUGUCGAAGCUGAGCGACACCAAGAUCCCGAUCACGGAGUUCCUGGAGGCGUACCGUCGCCAGCCGUGCCUCUACAACUCGCUGCUGGACACCUACAAGAAUCGGGUGUCCCGGGAGGAAGCCUACGAGGCGAUAAUCAGGGCCCUGAAGAUUCCCCAGUUGACCGUGGUGGACAUCAAGCUGAAGAUCAAGAGCGUGCGCACUGUCUACUCCAAGGAGCUUCGCAUCUGGAUGCGCGAAAAGGAGCUGGGUAGGAGCUACGAGCCCAAGUUGUUCUGGUUCAAGUUGGCCGACUCAUUCCUGCGCACCGUUUCGCUCUCGCACUGCAAAAGGUCAAAGAACAAACAUGCUGGUGCCCCCCAAACGCCGGUUAAAGCGGAGGAGUCGCUGGUGCCCUCGAGCAAACUGCUUUUCACUGCCGCCGCGGAUAUCAGCAUGAGCGAGGAUGCGCUGGAGGAGGAGGACGAGGAGCAGAAUGGCGAGGGGGAGGAGUGUCCUCCGGACCAUGGCAAACCGCCGGGCAGCAGCUGCAUCAUUUCCAUGGCCACGGAAAACGCUCGUGGCGGCAAGGCCGAACUAAUCAUCGAUGAUUCCUCACUCUGUUUGGUGGACCAGCAGCAGCAGCAGCAUCAUCAUCAGGGUCAUCCCCAGCAGGCGCCGACAACGCCGGCACAGCGAAAACUAAAGUACAACACAGGGCUGGACUCCGCCGGCGAUGAUGAACUGAUGAUCUUCGGCCAGAGCAUCGCCUCCCAGUUGCGCACCAUUACGGACUCGUAUUCCCGGUCCGUGGCUAAGUUGCGCAUCCAACAGGUGCUGUUCGAGGCGGAAACAGGACAAUUUCAAAGCACCGAGGUCAAUAGUACGCAGCUCCAGCAUACCUUUUAAUCCUUAAGCCUAGAUCUAAGCCAAAUAGUUUGUUCAUGAGGUCCACGAAGCUCUGGAUAAGCCCAUUUCCCAGGGUUAUAUCCAUCUUGUUUGUCUUUCAGUGUUUGUAGGUAAGUUUAUUCCAAUUUUUGACGAUUAAGUUUAACAUGUAAAUAUACCUUUACAAAAAUAUAUAUGUACCUUGUAAGCAAAAACCGCAAUGGAUCAAAUUGUGGUGACUCCAAAUGGAAAUCUUUCAAAAUGUAAGAACGUUAAGAAUUGUAAAGCAAAAUUGUUCGAGGCUUAAAACUGUGUACUAUGUUUUAACUUAGCAAGAUCUGGACAUCGGAAAAAUAACUCUUUAAAUAGCUUAGAACCUCUGGAUAAAUAAAAUCCAAUUGUAAAUAUCCGUUUUCAAAAAUGUAAGUCAUUCAAAAUAAAAUAAGCA
Molecule: messenger RNA, 1433 nt
Organism: Drosophila gunungcola (fruit fly)
Lineage: Eukaryota; Metazoa; Arthropoda; Insecta; Diptera; Drosophilidae
Exons: 2
Coding region: 119-1006 (295 amino acids)
Source: RefSeq, a predicted model, not a curated record